Molecule: messenger RNA, 1636 nt
Organism: Papilio polytes (common Mormon)
Lineage: Eukaryota; Metazoa; Arthropoda; Insecta; Lepidoptera; Papilionidae
Exons: 7
Coding region: 109-864 (251 amino acids)
Source: RefSeq, a predicted model, not a curated record
GUUGUGGUUAAAAUAACUAUAUUUCUCCUGACUCUGCAAGGAACGCUGUGCUUAAGGAACGUCCACUUAGCUGUACCGGAAUCCGUGGAACGGGGCUCGAGGGUGGAGAUGAAAUGCUUGUAUGAUUUAGAGCAAGAGGUCUUGUACACAGUGAAGUGGUACAGAGGGGAUCGAGAGUUCUGCCGAUACUCGCCGCGGGAUGUUCCCCCACUAAAGAUAUUCCGAAUUCCCGGCAUUGAAGUUGACCGGGAGACGACGGACGCCCAGCGGCUAUCGAUACAGGCGGCGACGCGUACAGCCAACGGGCGAUACACGUGCGAAGUGUCCGCGGAUGCACCCUCCUUCCAGACCGCGCAAGUACACGCGCAUAUGUAUGUUGUCGAUUUACCUAAAUCCGGUCCAGAGAUGGAAGGCUUGAAUCAAUAUUACCGCGCGGGGAUGAAACUCAAAGUGGAGUGCUCAAGUCACAACUCUUUGCCGGCGGCUAAUCUCUCCUUUUUUAUUAACAGUGAACCGGCGCACAAACAACACGUGUGGCAUCGAGUGAGCCCGUCAAACGGCAGUUUAUGGAACGCCUACAGUACAAUACAGUUUGUUGUACAAAAACAUCACUUCAUAAGGGGGAAAAUGAAAAUCAGAUGCACGGCUAACAUCUACUCCAUAUAUUUGAAGAGUAAUGAGCAAUGUGCUUUGGAAGAGCGACUGCCCACGACUCCGCUCAGCCUGCCAGAGAUAAACGAGGUCAUCUUGUAUCCUAUACACCGUAUGGCUGACACUGCUGACAGUGCCGACAAAUUUCAUGGAACUUCGCUUUUUGUGUUUAUUGCUCUUUGGUAUUUCACACAUUUAAUUGGCGUUAAUUAACGUAUAUGGAACUAUUAGGUAGAUAAAAUAUCAAAGUGUUCCAUACAAUUAAAUUAAUUACGGACUCUGGUGUUUCUACGACUGAAAGAAAAAUACUUCAUUAUAUUUGAAUUGUUAUUACUCUAUAGUUGUGCCAACCCGAAUUUAAUAUGUUCCAUUAAAUGGAAUGUGCGAAUUUUAUUUUAUUUUUAAGUUUGACUUUCUAAUUGUCCGUGUUUCUUGGUAUGGCAACAACUUAAGUAAAUCUAAUCGAUCGGUAUCGAUUUAAGUUAGAUAUUUUUAUACUUGUCUCACUAAUUGACAUAUAGACAAGAGAGAAUAUCUCGACAAUCUUGUAUAUUAUGUAACGAUGAACAUAGUCAUGUAAUCAUUUCUUAGAUUGUUAUAAUCAUAAGGCAUAAGGUUGGAGAAUUAUGUAACCGAAAUCAAAGUAACAAAAUUUAAUCAAUGUUAUAUAAUUGUGCUUAAUCAUCGUGGGUUUCUAUUGAACAAAACAUUCGUACAAACGUGAAGAAGACUGUAGAUCUUGGCAGUGGAAACGCACGCUAAAGUGUCAUAAUCUUGUCUAUAUGUUAAUUUAAGCUUGUAUUUAAAAAAACUUUUUAUUAUUUACAUGCUGUAAUUAUUUGCUCAAUUAAACUUAUUUUGUAAUUCAUUAUUUUAUUAUUAUAUUUGUUCGAUGUUCUUAAUAAUAGCAUUAUAUGUAAAUUCUCUAAAACAUCAUUUUGUUAUGACUAAAAUAAAAGGGAAAAUAAUAUAUUUAAAACAAUUC